Messenger RNA from Daucus carota subsp. sativus, 760 nucleotides. RefSeq lists its product as uncharacterized. Bases 12 to 593 code for a protein of 193 amino acids. The record is from RefSeq and is a predicted model, not a curated record. The transcript has 5 exons. NCBI's taxonomy places the organism in Eukaryota, Viridiplantae, Streptophyta, Magnoliopsida, Apiales, Apiaceae.
UAUCUACAGAAAUGGAGCGAAACAACAACUCUGUGAAAGGACAGCAGGCCGGCCUAAGCGGAGUCGGCAAAAUUGACCAGAACGGAGGUGGGAAUAACCAUAUGGGUGCCGUUGCUGCUGAUGGUGGCCGAAGCGGAAUUGCUGCUACUGGUAGCAACAAUGAGAAACAAAUUGAUGCAUCAGAAGCCUACUCUGAGCAGUUUGACCUUUCGGAAAUAGAUGAGCUUACUCAAGUCGAGGGUUGGGUGAACGAUGAUGAGGAGGAAACCGCUGCUAUCCAAGCAGAAAAUGUUGCUCUCCAAGCCCAAAUAGCUGCUCUCCGAGCUGAAAACGACAGGCUUCGAGCUAAAAGACAGAAAUUUCGAGAUGAAAUUUGGAGAGACAGCUCCUUCAAGGACUUUGUGCAAUUUGACCUGCUGGGAACAGAUGUGCUUGAUCAAGUCAUGGGCCAUUGGUUGAAGAAUGAGAACACUAAACUGAAGGAGACAAAUGAUGCACUCCGACGACAACUUCUAAAUGAUAAUCAACCAAACUGUGCAUGUGGAUGCGAGGAUGGGGGAGAAGACUCAGAGGAUGACAAUGGCGGCCAUUAGGCUGAUUGUUUGCUUUGUUAUCUUUUGAACUAUUGUUUGGGUUCAAUGUUAGAAUAAAUUGAUAUGGGUCGUUUGAUCUUGGUUUGGAUUUUUCUAUUUAUGGAUUGGUUUGAAUUAUGUCUGUGGAUUGUUUAUGUUAUGGAAUUUGUGUGUUGACUGUUGGUCAA